Camarhynchus parvulus is the source of this 2991-nucleotide messenger RNA. RefSeq names its product Bardet-Biedl syndrome 4 (gene BBS4). Gene Ontology annotation, molecular function: protein binding. The coding region runs from base 1 to 1698 and encodes 565 amino acids. Gene Ontology annotation, cellular component: ciliary basal body. NCBI's taxonomy places the organism in Eukaryota, Metazoa, Chordata, Aves, Passeriformes, Thraupidae. The record is from RefSeq and is a predicted model, not a curated record. Gene Ontology annotation, biological process: cilium assembly; protein localization to cilium. The transcript is spliced from 15 exons.
AUGCCCUCCUUUGGGAUUUGCCAGUUGUCCUUUCUGAUUAUUUUCUGGAAUGGAGCUUCAAGAAACCUUGCCUGGUCUAUUUACUACUCCUGGUUUCUGUCUUUUCAGGUUUCUGCAUCGCCAGCGGCUACAGAACCAACAAAUCCUCGUCCUAAAAAAGCCCCAGAGCUGCCAAUCCUAGAGAGGAAGAACUGGUUGAUUUAUCUGCUCUACGUCCGCAGAGACUACGAGGAGUGUAAGGCUGUCAUCAAAGAGCAGCUCCAGGAGUCCCAAGGGCUCUGUGAAUAUGCUGUGUAUGUUCAAGCUUUGAUAUUUCGCUUGGAGGGGAAAAUUCAAGAAUCUCUUGAACUUUUCCAGACAUGUUCCAUUCUGAACCCUCGAAGCGCUGACAACCUCAAGCAGGUGGCACGAUCCCUGUUUCUCCUGGGGAAGCAUAAGGCAGCCAUUGAAGUGUACAAUGAAGCAGCAAAACUCGAUGAGAAGGAUUGGGAGAUCAGCCACAACCUGGGUGUGUGCUACAUGUACCUGAAACACUACAACAAGGCACGAGACCAGCUCAACAAUGCCCUGGAGCUCAACAGACACGACCUGACCUACAUGAUGCUGGGCAAAAUUCACCUCUUGGAGGGGGAGAUGGAUAAAGCCAUUGAAGUAUAUAAGAAAGCUGUAGAGUUUUCUCCAGAAAACACAGACCUCCUCACAGCCCUGGGCCUACUGUACCUGCAGGCUGGGGAGUACCAGAAGGCUUUUGAACACCUUGGAAAUGUGCUUACCUACGACCCAGGCAACUACAAGGCCACGCUGGCUGCUGGCAGCAUGAUGCAGGCCCACGGGGAUUUCGAUGUCGCCCUCUCCAAGUACAAGGUGGUGGCCAGCAGUGUUCCUGAGAGCCCCCCACUCUGGAACAACAUUGGCAUGUGCUUCUUUGGGAAGAAGAAAUACGUGGCAGCUAUCAGCUGCCUAAAGAGGGCAAACUACCUGGCUCCCUUUGACUGGAAGAUCCUGUACAACCUGGGCUUGGUGCACCUCACAAUGCAGCAGUAUGCCUCAGCCUUCCACUUCCUCAGUGCUGCCAUCAACUUCCAGCCCAAGAUGGCAGAGCUCUACAUGCUCCUGGCAGUUGCUCUGACCAACCUUGAAGACAUUGAGAAUGCCAAAUGUUCCUAUGAGCAAGCUGUGGCCUUGGACAAGUGCAACCCCCUCAUCAACCUGAACUACGCUGUCCUGCUCUACAACCAGGGCGACAAGGAGGGGGCCCUGAGCCAGUUCCAGGAGAUGGAGAGGAAGGUCACCGUGGCCAGGGAGAGCAGCACACCCGACUUCGACCCUGAGAUGGUGGAGAUGGCCCAGAAGAUGGGAGCUGCCCUGCAGGUUGGGGAGAGCCUGGUGUGGACCAAGCCUUCUAAAGAGUCCAAAUCCAAGCAUAAAGCUGCUGGGUCAGGGAAAUCCAGCUCUCAGCAGCCUUUAGGCUCCAACCAGGCCCUGGGUCAAGCCAUGUCCUCUGCUGCAGCAUAUGGGAAAACCAUGCAGCUCCCCCCAGGUGCUGCAACACCAGCUCUGCCAAAAAAGCCUCCCUCCCUGCCUCUGGAACCUGAACAGGAGCAGGACUCAGAAACGAGCCCUGAGGAGAACUCAGCUCCCACAGGGCACGAGGAGCAGGGGAAGGAGAAGCACCAGAGCCAGGAGGCAGCAGAGUAGGGCAGCUCUGGGCAGCACAGGCAGUGCAGGAGCCUCUCCAGGGCUGCCUGGGACUGGGGAAAGGGACCUGCCUCACCCUGCCCCAUGGUGGCUUCUCCCCACUGCCUGUCAGUCUGGAUGGAGCCGUUUCCUAUCAGUGAUUUCAGCCUGUGGCUCUGCCUUGUUCCAGGGAGUCCCUGCAGUGACCAGAGGUUGCUGUGUAGCUACUCCUAGUGCAGUCACAACUCACCACACAGCUCUCCACAGGCUGGGUGUGAGCCCUCCAGAAGGACCUUUAGCAAAGCCAGCAGUAGUGAUUUAGGAUCCUGGGUGGUGAGGAGAAUCAAUCCCUUCCAGUGGCUGAACUGGUGAGCAGCUUUGCAUAAAGAACCAGUAAACUGAAGCUUCAGGGCUCUGUGUUUGCUGGUGAAGCUCCCCAGCUGUUUGACAAUUUAUUUCCUGCUUUUAGUUCUGUACUCUUGGACUGUAUCCCUCCAUAAUUAGCAGCCCAGGAGGGGAAGGUUGGUCAUGGAAACAUCCUGGAGACAGCAGUGUACAGGCAGCAUGAGCAGGGCUCUGGGUACAUCCCAGCCUUCAGCUGUGCUCUGUGGUUUGUUGCUCUUAUCCAAAAGGCAUUAAUGCAUCUUUAGAGCCCAACCAGGAGCUGAAGUGCUCUCCUGUUCCCUGGAGAACACUGAAAGAGUAGGACCCCUCACUUUCCCCUGGGUUCUGGUAGCCCAAACUGACUGCUUAUCUUAAAUGUGGCUUUUUGUUCCUCUCAGGUGUCCUUUUUGCUGGGUUUUGUGUCAGUUCAGCCCCAGGGCAGCAUUUCUGUAAGGAUUCCCUCCUGCCAGGAGUUAAACAGAAUUUUUUUUGCAGAGCAUUGGCAGUUUGAAACAAACUAGACAAGAAACAGUGUCAGUCAGGUACAGUGCAGAGAUUUUUAUUCACAUUUAACUUCUUACACUGAAAGUCCCUGCAGCCUAACAGAGUGCCUGGGGAGAAGAGGUGAGGAUUGAAGACAGGGGCUGUGAAUUCUCCACUUCAGCCCCAAAACUUGAAUUCAAGGCAGAUUUUUGUCCUGUGAUGCUUUGAUGGGGUAAGUGUCACACAGGGAGCACAUACUGCACUUGGAGGUACUGUGAAGGGAUUUAUUUUAAAUAUAUAUUUUGUGAAAAGCUUAUGCAACAGUGAACCAAUUCUUCUAUGAAAUGAAGCAGUAACACCUUCUUUCUUCCUGGGAGCUUCAUAUCUAAGAGAGCAUUUUUAAAUAUGUAAUUCCAGUUGGAUAAUAAAUAGAGCUGCAAUUCCUGU